AUGUCUACACCAAGCACUUUCAAAAAAUUACUCCAAACCCUCAUCAUCCGCCCCUUCAAUCACACUUACACAAUCCGCACGCGGCACUACCAAGUGCUGCCACUGGUACUGCUGCUGGCGGUGGUCGCGUGCUGCGUGUAUGCGCUCGUGCUGGUUGUGGUGCACAAGUCGCUGCUGGCCGUGCCGGUGCUGUGUGUUGUGAUUGCGGGGUGUGGGUGGUGUACGUGGGCUUUUGUGGAAAAGGAUGAGGUGGAUGAGGAGCUGGUGGAGAAGGCGGGGGUGAAUGGGAUUGCAGUGAUUAGUGCGCCGAUGAUGGGGCUAAAGGAGGUGUUGGUGAGGUAG
This is a messenger RNA of Morchella sextelata, 342 nucleotides long. RefSeq lists its product as uncharacterized. NCBI's taxonomy places the organism in Eukaryota, Fungi, Ascomycota, Pezizomycetes, Pezizales, Morchellaceae. The transcript has a single exon. The coding region runs from base 1 to 342 and encodes 113 amino acids. The record is from RefSeq and is a predicted model, not a curated record.